This is a messenger RNA of Ostertagia ostertagi, 1299 nucleotides long. NCBI's taxonomy places the organism in Eukaryota, Metazoa, Nematoda, Chromadorea, Rhabditida, Trichostrongylidae. The record is from the annotation of a GenBank genome assembly.
AUGGCACAUAAUGAGGCUGAAGACAAAAAGACAGGAACCAGAGUCUUCAAAAAGACAAGCCCAAAUGGGAAAAUUACAACGUAUCUAGGCAAGCGUGAUUUCAUCGAUCAUGGUAUGGUGUUGGUGGACGAGGAGACGGUGCGGGAGGGUCGACGAGUAACGGCGACGCUCUUGGCUGCAUUCCGCUACGGCCGCGAGGAUUUGGAUGUGCUGGGAUUAACAUUUCGAAAAGAUUUGAUAUCACAGCAGUACCAGGUUUUUCCACCAAAUCCGUCGCAAACAACACGACCGCUUACACGUCUGCAAGAGCGGUUAAAAAGAAAGCUGGGCGAUUUAGCGUUCCCUUUCUGGUUUGAAGUACCACCGCGCAGUGCCAGUAGCGUCACCCUUCAGCCAGCGCCAGGGGAUACUGGCAAACCAUGUGGAGUGGACUACGAGUUGAAAACCAUCGUUGGAACUCCGGAUUCGAAUACGAGUGAUCGCCAACGACGAAACAGCAGCGUUCGUCUGGCGAUUCGAAAAUUGACGUAUGCUCCGUGGGAAGCGAGACCUCAACCUACAGCUGACGUCAGCAAGGACUUCAUGAUGAGUGCUGGUCUCCUCCAUAUGGAGGCAUCGCUGGAUAAGGAGAUGUAUUACCAUGGUGAAUCUAUCGCAGUUAAUGUGCAUUUACAGAACAAUAGUAAUAAGUCCGUGAAAAAAUUGAAGGUAAGCGUUGUUCAAAUCGCAGACAUUUGCCUUUUUACGACUGCCUCCUACACAUGUGAAGUUGCACGGGUUGAAAGCGCUGAAGGCUUCCCAGUUGGACCUGGGGCCACGCUUUCAAAAGUGUACUCCGUCUGCCCGUUAUUGCGUAACAAUAAGGAUAAACGAGGUUUAGCAUUGGAUGGGCAGUUGAAACACGAAGACACGAAUCUUGCUUCGAGUACAAUAAUGCAACCGUCAACGACGAAGGAGAGCCUAGGCAUUGUUGUUGCUUAUCGAGUCAAAAUACGAGCUGCGAUUGCUGGACCGCUCGGCGGAGAACUAGUGGCUGAGCUCCCGUUUACCUUGACGCACGCCAAACCAGCUGAAACCCCCGAAAGAAGGGAACGGCCUAUAGCAAGUCGACCCACGCAAGGAGAUACGGGUCCCGAUCCAUUGGACAUUGACUUGAUACAGCUUAAUGAAGAAAUCAACGAUUUGCGGAUGGAUGACGACGAUCUUAUAUUUGAAGAUUUUACGCGUCUCCGUCUUAAAGGAGCCGAUUCCACGGAUGAGGCAUCUCCAAGCGUGCAAUCACCAAGAUUGUUACUGUGA